Planococcus citri (citrus mealybug) is the source of this 1805-nucleotide messenger RNA. Its product is annotated as proteoglycan 4-like. The record is from RefSeq and is a predicted model, not a curated record. The transcript is spliced from 2 exons. The coding region runs from base 200 to 1660 and encodes 486 amino acids. Lineage: Eukaryota; Metazoa; Arthropoda; Insecta; Hemiptera; Pseudococcidae.
UUGAAAAAUCAUACAAUGACAUAAGCUCAGCCGGCAUUAUUGAAAGAAAAUUUGCCACGAUGUCGCGCGAAUCAGCUCAUGUUUCGUAAUUUGUAACAUUGUGAAGAAUUUUAUAUGUAUAAAAAUCCAAACCUAUGUAUGUAAAUGGCAUUGUAAAACAUAAAACUUGGCAAACCAGUUGUAAAGUGAGCUGCACAUUAUGGAACCAUCACUGAUAUAUUUAUUAGUAUUGGCAUUUUGCGGGGUUGGCUCUAUUUCAUGCGCAGAAUUAUCAGACGAACAGCUCAGGGUUUUGUUUGAUACCCCUUUUGACAUUGAAGAGUUUGUAAACAACAUGUUUGAUUUACCUCCUUCUCAAGAGCUUUACGUUUACGAAUAUUUACUAGACCUUAUUGGAAAUUUGGAGAAAGAUUCAAAAAUGGCCAAGUUCCUGAACGCAUCGUUGAACUUGCUACAACAAAAAAUCGACCAAUUCAACGAACAACACAAGCUUCAGAAAGUGCAGAUAAGAAAAUUCAUCCAGAAACGUAUCGAUGUUCAGCUAAAAGCAGAAGCUAAGAAAGGAGCUGCAAACGCAGCAGGGAAUAAACCUGGUUCAACUUCAGAAAAACCCACCCCCACAAUUUGUGCUAGCAAACCGUCACUCAAAUCUCAGCCUUCUUCCGAGAAAAACAGCAAAGACAGCGCUGACCAGAAACCCACACCAAAGGGGUCAGAAAAUCCUAUUUCGAUAACGAAGAAAAUGAACAGUGAGCCAAAACCAACAACCAAUAAUGCAAUUGGAUCCCAAGGUUCGAAAAAUUACAAGUUGAAACCUGAAAAAUCUGAAUUAGAAAAUAAGAAAAACACACUUCAAAAAUCAGAACCUGUGAAAGAACCUCCUUCAUCAAAAAAUGAAAAUCUCCAUAUAGUUGUCACUUCUAAAUCGAAAUCAAACAUCGAGAAACCACUCUUACAAUUGAUUCAGGCUCCUCUGCCCACCAAUCCGCUCAAUUUCAUUCUAUCCUUUGACGAUGAUGAACCCUCGAAAAAGAAGAAAAUGCAUUCCUCACGUAAAGCAAAAAAUACCCCAACAACUCUCUCAUCAGCACCAGCACCAAUCAGCAAAACUAAAAACUCAAAAUUAUCACCAAACUCUAAGCAAACACAACCGAAUGUUCAGGCUUUUUUGCCAACGAAACCACUCGCUGCUACUUCAAAGCAUACCAAACUAAAAUCCGAAGGUUUGAAUAAAGUUACUUCGAAACCUCAGCCAAAGUCUCCAGAACCUGAAAAGAAACCAACUUCAAGAGCAAAUGAAAAUAACUCAAAGGCUUCCCUAUCUGCUACACCAUCAGUGGGUAGAAAAAGCACACCACCAUCAACCAGCAUAAAAGAUUCAUCACAAAAGAUUCCAACUCCUAAGCCAACCAAUCCGGCCUCUAUUGUAAAUCGGCCUAAAGUGGAACUAAUAAAAAAAGACAUAAAACCAGCAAAAACAGUGGAAACUACUACCUCGUUGGUGAAACCUAAAAUUAUGACCAAGCCUCGUCUAGAUGAAAAAUCUUCCAAACAGAAACCCCUCCAGAGUGGCAAUUCUUACGUUGAUCCUGAAGCUUUCAGACUGCAUCAGUUACGUAAUAGAACCGAAACAGCUAACAAAGCAUCAUUUUCUGUUUAACGUAUUUAUACGAGUAGGUUUUAUAACUCAACUCUUAUUUGUUUACAUAAAAUAGGUACCAUGUUCAGAUAGGUACCUAUUCUCCUAUUGCCUAAUAUGUUUAAAAGUAAAUCGAAUAAAUAUAUUGAAUUACAGGUUUUUUUUA